AUGCAUCUUAUUUCAAGUUUGUUAUGCUUUGCUUUGGGGGCUAUACUUAUCAAUUCUGCGCCAUUUGAUCAAAAACUCAAGACUGGCUCACAAGAGGUGAAAGACCUCUCAGAGAUAUCAGCUUUUCGACAAAACAGCCCGAUUCUUUCACUGACUACCUUCCGUGAUUUCAUCAAAGGUCGCAGCCAUGGCUUCUGUUUCAGGCGUUUAGCUCUUUCAUUAGGUUAGUUUCAUAAGAAUAUUUUGUAUAAAAACUUUUACUUGAUCACCUCAGUAUCUAGCCUCCCGAGCUCCCCUAAAAACGCCUGCGUGGGAGGCUACUCAGUAUCAUGUAUCAUGUAUGAUUCUUUUUGGAGGCGGAGCUGGGGCUUUCUGGAAGAAAAAUGCAGUUAAUGGUAUUCUGGUCCACUAGGGACCAAGCAGUUUAGAUCGUGCUACUAGGGAACACUCGUAGCGAACGUAACUUCGGUCUAAUGUAAAUAAGUGUGGCAGUAUAGAUUCUGUUUUAUGUUUGCAAAUAUACCGUCCCCCUCUUUGUGUCCAAUGUUAUUCACAGAAACUGUUUCUUUACGUUAGCUCCAGACACGCCAAGUGGCUUCAAGGGAUGGAUCAGGAAGUACCAUUCGGGAUUCUUGGCAGUAGACCAAAAGUUGUAUCACUUCUUCAGAUGUAGUCCAAACCAAACUUUAAGGAAACUCAAAAGAGCCAAGCGCUCACCCCAACGCCGAGGACUACCUCCACCCCGGCCAUGUAUCAAUGACACGCUUCCUAAUAACGCUGAAGACAACGUACAGGAACGAAAUCCUCUUUGCAUACAAGAAGAAGAAGAGGAAGAAGACGUGGAAUUUGGCAGCACUACCGAUGGAAGUGGAGACUAG
Molecule: messenger RNA, 878 nt
Organism: Porites lobata
Lineage: Eukaryota; Metazoa; Cnidaria; Anthozoa; Scleractinia; Poritidae
Source: the annotation of a GenBank genome assembly